ACGUGAGAGUUCAAGAUGGCGGCGCCCGCGCGCUGAGGAAAGCCGGAAUAUCCCGCAGAUCCCAGACUGGUGGGCGAUGGAGGGCCGCCGUUUCCGGCACGGGAGCUUCCAUAGCAGCACCAGCGACGAGGACCUGGUGGAGGUCAGCGACGGCGGGACCCUCAGCUAUUCCCUGGCAGGCGACGUGCCACCUCUGGACCAGGAAAUGACGCCAGGUGUCCCCUCGUAUGCCGGGAACGGGUUCGACGAAAUAAGCCGGAUGCGCGACUUCCUGGAAGAGCCGCUUCCUGGUGUCGGGACGUACGAAGAUUUCAACACCAUCGACUGGGUGCGAGAGAAAUCCCGAGAUCGAGACCGGCACCGCGAGAUCACCAACAGGAGCAAAGAGUCAACUUGUGCCCUCCUUCACAGCAUCAGCGACGCCUUUUCGGGGUGGCUCCUCAUGCUCCUCAUUGGACUCUCGGCAGGGGCCUUGGCUGGCUUGAUUGACAUUUCCGCCCAUUGGCUGACGGACCUGAAGGAAGGCGUGUGCCUCAACGGCUUUUGGUACAACCACGAACAUUGCUGCUGGAACUCCCGAAAUAUCACCUUCCAGGACCGGGACAAAUGUCCGGAGUGGCGGACGUGGGCGGAGCUUCUGACCAGCAAGGAGGACGGAGGCGCCCUGACCUACUGCCUCAACUACUUCAUCUACACCGCCUGGGCGCUGAUCUUCUCGCUCCUGGCUGUGCUUCUCGUUCGCGGUUUUGCACCCUACGCCUGCGGUUCGGGGAUCCCCGAGAUCAAGACUAUCCUGAGUGGCUUCAUCAUCCGCGGCUACCUGGGGAAGUGGACCCUGCUGGUCAAGACGGUCACGCUGGUCCUGGCCGUGGCCUCGGGGCUGAGCCUGGGCAAGGAAGGCCCCCUGGUCCACGUGGCCUGCUGCUGCGGCAACAUCCUCUGCCAUCUCUUCACCAAGUACCGGAAGAACGAGGCCAAGCGGAGAGAGGUCCUAUCGGCCGCUGCAGCUGCUGGGGUCUCCGUGGCCUUCGGGGCUCCCAUAGGAGGCGUGCUUUUCAGCCUGGAAGAGGUCAGCUACUACUUCCCCCUGAAGACGCUCUGGCGCUCCUUCUUUGCUGCGCUGGUGGCAGCCUUCACCUUGCGCUCCAUCAAUCCCUUUGGCAACAGCCGCCUGGUCCUCUUCUACGUCGAGUUCCACGCCCCCUGGCACCUCCUCGAACUCGCACCCUUUGUCCUGCUGGGCGUCUUCGGCGGGCUCUGGGGGGCCGCCUUCAUACGUGCCAACAUCGCCUGGUGCAGGCGGCGCAAGACGACACAGCUGGGCCGCUACCCGGUGGCCGAGGUCCUGGUGGUGACAGCGGCUACGGCCAUCCUGGCCUUCCCCAACCAGUACACGCGCAUGAGCACCAGCGAGCUCAUCUCGGAGCUCUUCAACGACUGUGGGCGCCUUGACUCCUCGCAGCUCUGCGACUACGUCCGCAACGGCACCCCCGGAGCGGGCAGGGAGGGGCCUGACCGACUGGCCGGCCCCGGGGUCCACCGCGCCAUGUGGCAGCUGGCCCUGGCCCUGGCCCUCAAGGGCGUCAUCACCGUCUUCACCUUUGGGAUGAAGGUGCCCUCGGGGCUCUUCAUCCCCAGCAUGGCAGUGGGCGCCAUUGUCGGGCGCCUGCUGGGUGUUGGCAUGGAGCAGCUUGCCCUCCACCACCCCAACUGGGUGCUCUUCGAAGGCUGGUGCCAACCGGGCGCCGACUGCAUCACCCCGGGUCUCUACGCUAUGGUGGGUGCGGCCGCCUGCCUGGGUGGCGUCACCCGCAUGACCGUCUCCCUUGUGGUCAUCAUGUUUGAGCUGACCGGCGGCCUGGAGUACAUCGUCCCCCUCAUGGCCGCUGCCGUGACCAGCAAGUGGGUGGCUGACGCAGCGGCUGGGCGCCAGGGCAUCUACGACUCCCACAUCCGCCUCAAUGGCUACCCGUUCCUCGAGGCCAAGGAGGAAUUUGCCCACAAGACCCUGGCUUCGGACGCCAUGCGCCCCCGCCGGCCCGCCGACCCACCCCUGACCGCCCUGGCACAAGACGCCAUGACCCUGGGAGACGUAGAGGGGGUUCUGGGCGCCACCGGCUACAGCGGGUACCCCGUGGUGCUCUCCCGGGAGUCGCAGCGCCUGGUUGGAUUCGUGCUGCGGAGGGACCUGCUCAUCUCCAUCGAAAACGCCCGCCAAACCCAAGAGGGGAUCGUCACCUCCUCGUUGGUCUCCUUCUCCGACCACUCACCCCCACUUCCACCAAACUCGCCGCCCGUCUUGAACCUCCGCCCCAUUCUCGACCUCAGCCCCUUCACCGUCACCGACCACACGCCCAUGGAGAUCGUGGUGGACAUCUUCCGGAAGCUGGGCCUCCGACAGUGCCUGGUGACGCACAACGGGAAACUCCUGGGAAUCAUCACCAAAAAGGACGUUUUGAAGCACAUUGCACAACUGGCCAACCAGGAUCCAGAUUCCAUCCUUUUCAAUUGAAGCUGGAUUCGGGAGCCGGGCGCAAAUGCCGUCUCCCACAUGAACCUCUCGCCUAGACUCCUCUCUUUUUCUUAAUGGGAAAUCCCGAUCGAUCAAAUGAUAAUCAUGUCUUCUUUCUUUCUUUUUUCUACAAAAUUGCACUAUGGAAAUUUGGCGGAGAUUUUGCUUUCUCUCGAAGAAGAAGUGACUUUAUUGGAUAUAGAAUCUGGAAGUAAGAUCUGGAAGGAAUCUGGGAUGGAAUAUGGAAGGAAUAAAGGAAAUAAACUGGAAA
Messenger RNA from Zootoca vivipara (common lizard), 2783 nucleotides. Its product is annotated as H(+)/Cl(-) exchange transporter 5. Lineage: Eukaryota; Metazoa; Chordata; Lepidosauria; Squamata; Lacertidae. The record is from RefSeq and is a predicted model, not a curated record. Gene Ontology annotation, biological process: transmembrane transport; chloride transport. Gene Ontology annotation, cellular component: synaptic vesicle; early endosome; Golgi apparatus. Gene Ontology annotation, molecular function: voltage-gated chloride channel activity.